GAGAGAGAGAGAGAGAGGGAGGAAGAGAUACAUAGAGCGGCAAGAGAAGGGAGAAACGGCGCGGGGACUGGGGGAUGAUUGCCGCAGACGGAGGGGGAAGACAAGAAAGUCGGAUGAAUCAAUGACCUUUUGAACGCUCUUCCUCUGGAUGUCCCGGUGCAGAAGCGGGCCGGAGAGCUUACAUUCGGGCCAGAAGGACUUGAAAUGUGGAUUUUGAAGGAAGUCUGUGCUCAACGGCGAGUUUGAAACAAGGGGAUGUCAUUUUUUCGUCUUACGUCGGAGGGCAGUGGAUCAUGAAAAUAUAUCCCCACCCAACUGUGCGAGGGCUACACACGUACUGCUCCCGUUGAGUGCUCCAAGUCAACCUCUCAGGUCAGAUCCCUCACCGUCCAGCUAACUGUACUGGUCUGUUAUCCGACGGGACUCACUUGAAAGUAGCCGCCUUCAGACUAUCGACACUGGUGUCAGCCCACCGCUGCCAUCACGUGGAGGGCACUCAGCACACACUGAAACUCUUAACUUCUCAGUUGGAUUGAAAACCACUUCUAGUUUCUCUCACAAGAGAAGUCUUGUUUUCUUCUUCUAAUAAAGUCUUUAUGCACAGCGAACAAGAUGGGGAAAAUGCUCUCGAAGAUCUUUGGCAACAAGGAGAUGAGAAUAUUGAUGCUUGGACUUGACGCGGCUGGUAAAACCACCAUCCUGUACAAGCUGAAGCUGGGACAGUCGGUCACCACCAUCCCCACCGUCGGCUUCAACGUGGAGACCGUCACCUAUAAGAAUGUGAAGUUCAACGUGUGGGAUGUGGGGGGGCAGGACAAGAUCCGGCCACUUUGGAGACAUUACUACACAGGCACCCAGGGCCUGAUUUUCGUGGUGGACUGUGCCGACAGGGACAGGAUCGAUGAGGCGAAGCAGGAGCUCCACCGAAUCAUCAACGACCGGGAGAUGAGGGACGCCAUCAUCCUGAUCUUCGCUAACAAACAGGACCUGCCCGAUGCCAUGAAACCCCACGAGAUCCAGGAGAAGCUAGGCCUGACCCGGAUCAGGGAUAGGAAUUGGUACGUUCAGCCCUCGUGUGCGACAUCGGGGGAUGGACUAUACGAGGGCUUGACCUGGCUUACCUCAAAUUACAAAUCUUAAUGUUUCUCACUUCACCAGCCUGGACACUUGGAGACAAAAAAGUAGCUGAGAAUUCAAAAAAAAUGCAAUCUGAAGCAAUUAAUACCACGACCUCUCUGCUGAGCGUAUGUCGAAGAGAGUAAAAAUUCUAUUUUGUUUUCUUUUUCUUUUUGAUAAUGACUUCAAUAUAACCCCAGAUUUCAUUUACACAAAAUACAAUUUAUUUUUUUGGGCUGGCUUACUUUUUCUAGUAGUUUGCUGUAGGUUCACAUUCUGCAUAUUCAGUACUGUUUAAAUAUACCAUACUCUUAGUUUUUGAGCUCUUCUUUGGUUUUCCUGCUUUUUGUGUCAUUUCUUGGAGGGCACUUUGGGGACACACACUUGUACUUUUGCCCCCUGCUUAGCUUUCAUUCAGUAUUCUCAUGACCCAGCUACAUGUCCAAAGGAUGGGAAAGUCCAGAAACCAUUUGCCUACAUCAGCAUAUCAAUUUCACGACUCAAACUGCCUCGGCCAUUUGUAAGAAUGUGUAUUAUGGAUGUGUUAGGACCUUUUU
This is a messenger RNA of Etheostoma spectabile (orangethroat darter), 1673 nucleotides long. It is a transcript of the gene arf6a, whose product is annotated as ADP-ribosylation factor 6a. The transcript has 2 exons. Lineage: Eukaryota; Metazoa; Chordata; Actinopteri; Perciformes; Percidae. Gene Ontology annotation, molecular function: GTPase activity; GTP binding. The record is from RefSeq and is a predicted model, not a curated record. Bases 613 to 1140 code for a protein of 175 amino acids.